Molecule: messenger RNA, 2352 nt
Organism: Zygosaccharomyces rouxii
Lineage: Eukaryota; Fungi; Ascomycota; Saccharomycetes; Saccharomycetales; Saccharomycetaceae
Gene: ELP2
Product: Elongator subunit ELP2
Exons: 1
Coding region: 1-2352 (783 amino acids)
Biological process (GO): tRNA wobble uridine modification
Cellular component (GO): elongator holoenzyme complex
Molecular function (GO): protein binding
Source: RefSeq, a predicted model, not a curated record
AUGGUUAGCGUGAUUCCUGAGGCCACCUUUAUUGGGGCUAAUAGACAGAAUCAAGUCAGCGAUGUUAAUAAAGAUGCAAAAGUUGCAUUUGGUGCUGGUAAAACUAUUGCACUUUGGGAUCCUGUCAAUAAAGAUGCAAAGGGUGUAUAUGCUACUUUGAAAGGACAUCAAGCUGAAGUUACAUGUGUUAAGUUUAUUCCCAAUAUGGAUUUGAUGGUUUCUACAUCUGAAGACCAUCAUGUCAAAAUCUGGAAAUUCUCUAGUUUAGAGUGCCUACAAACAAUUGAACAUUAUAAGCAUUCUAUUGUUUCCUUGGCAGUAUGGAAAGAUUUAAUCGUAGUUGGUAGUGCUGAUGGACUAGUGUCAUUGUGGGUUUUUAGAGAUAACGAGUUUGUAUUGGACUACGAAUUUACCAAUCGUAAAGGUUUCUUUCCGCUAUCACUAUCCGUGACCAAUAUUGAAGAUGGUGGGUUCUUAUUAGCUGUCGGUGGUACGAAGCCCAAUAUUAUUGUCUAUUCAUUUGUUCUAAGAGAUUCCAGAGUCCAUGAAUGUCGAUUGGCGGCUGAAUUGGAGGGACAUGAAGACUGGGUUAAAUCGUUAGCAUUUCGUCACAAGGAUACGCCUGGUGAAUGCUUGUUAGCAUCCGGUUCUCAGGAUAGGUACAUUAGGUUGUGGAAGGUUAGAUUAAACGAAUUGAUUGAUGAUUCAGAUGAGAACACAGAAAGGCCUAAACUUUUGAGUAACAAACAGUACAAAUUUGAAAUUAAAUCAGGACUCAGAGUUUCCAUGAGCUUUGAAGCAUUAAUUGUAGGACAUGAUGAUUGGAUUUCUUCCUUGCAAUGGCAUGAAAGUCGUAUGCAAUUGCUAGCAUCUACCGCUGAUACUUCUUUGAUGGUAUGGGAACCUGAUGAGAGUUCUGGUGUUUGGAUUUGUGGUUCAAGAUUGGGUGAAAUCUCCUCUAAAGGUGCAUCUACAGCUACAGGUUCUUCAGGUGGAUUUUGGUCCUGUCUUUGGUUCAAUCAUGAUGGGCUCGAAUACAUACUAACCAAUGGCAAGAGCGGCUCCUGGAGAGUUUGGUCUUCUUCUGAUAACUACUACUGGGAGCAACAUCUUGGUGUUACUGGUGCUACUAAGCAAGUGACCGAUAUUGCUUGGUCUCCAAGUGGUGAUUAUUUGUUAUCCACUUCUUUAGAUCAAACUACUAGACUUUAUGCCCCUUGGUUGUUCAAUAACGAUGGAACCCCAAGGGGUCAAGUAACAUGGCAUGAAUUUUCUAGACCUCAGAUCCAUGGUUACGAUAUGGUUUGUGUGGAACCUCUUUCCAAUUUUAGAUUUGUGAGUGGUGGUGAUGAAAAGAUCUUGAGAUCCUUUGACUUACCCAAAGGUGUCUUUGAAAUCUUACACAAAUUAGCAGGUUAUAACUCUGACUUCCAAAAUGCAUUGCCGGUUUCUGCUUCUUUACCUGCCCUAGGGUUAUCCAAUAAGGCAACCGCUGUUGAGGAUCAAGAGAUUGAAGAAGAAGAACAAGACCCUAAUCUUCGUGAAACUAAUGAAAAUAAAAACAUCUCCUAUGAUAUGGCUUCUUCUUUGACAAUACCCCCAUUGGAAGACCAAUUACAAAGACAUCUACUAUGGCCAGAAAUUGAAAAGUUGUAUGGUCAUGGGUAUGAAAUAUCUUGUGUGGACGUGUCUUCAGAUGGUAAACUAAUAGCUUCAGCCUGUAGAUCCAACAAUGCUCAACAUGCUGGUGUAAGAAUCUUCGAUUCGAAUAACUGGCUCGAGGUUAAACCUACACUAUUGUUCCAUACAUUAACCAUUACCAGACUGCGGUUCUCAAAGGAUAAUAAUUAUUUACUAAGUGUCUCUAGAGAUAGACAAUGGGCCAUUUGGCAGAGAAAUUUUGAAGAUCAAACUUUCAGCUUGAAAUAUAAAAAUGAAAAGGCACACACUAGAAUUAUUUGGGAUUGUGACUGGGCACCUAUAGAAUUUGGACAAGUUUUCUUGACGGCAUCAAGAGAUAGGACGGUUAAAUCAUGGAGGUACGAUCAAGAAUCGGAUAAUUUUACUUCGGAAAACUCUGUCAAAUUUGAACAACCUGUUACAGCUCUAUCGAUAUGUGAAAAAGUCAUCGAUGGUCAAUUGAUCGUUGCCAUUGGGUUAGAAGGCGGUUCAAUUCAUUUGUACAGUUACACUCCUCAGGGAUUUAAAUUAUUAGAACAAAUUGAUGAAAGUCUGACUCCUGCUGAUAAGAUUACUAGAUUAAGGUGGUCACCCUCUUUCAGGGAAGAUAGACUAUAUCUUGGUGUUUCCAGUAGUGACACUUCUACAAGAAUAUAUUCUUUGAAGUGUUAA